CUAAUAGCAGUUGAUAACAAAACAAAGUCGUAACAGCCAGUAGGUAAUAGGUAUCAUUGGACAUUGACGUAAAACUAGUAAAAAAUAAGAACUAAACUUUUAAUUAUCCAGAUAUUCAGUAACUUAUCGAUUUAAAAAUGGAAAUCAAUGAUCCUUAUUUGAAGUGUAAAUAUAUUGUGAAGAAAUGGGAAAACGAGUUUAUCAAGACAAACAGUUGCAAUCCUAAAAAGGUAAUUUAAACUAGGAACUUAUAUAAAAUAAUAGUAUACCUUGAUAAUAUAAAAGACUUCUUUAAAAUUAAAAGCGUUUUAUAUUUUUAUUUUAGGAGGAUAUAAAAAAAGCCGAACCUAAAGUGCGACAUGCAUAUAAAAUGUACUGGAAAAUAAAGACUUCUUUACUUGAAAAAACCUUGAUUGAUAGUUUAGAUGGUACAGACGAUUCAACAAUUAAUGAGAAAUUAUUUCUUAAUAAUAUUGAUGACCAGGUACAAGAAAAUAAACCAACUGAAAAUAAAAAUGAUAAUUUAUCUGCAGAUAUAAAUAAACCAUCAGUUUGGGGUAAACAUUUGAAUAACAAGUUAAAGCCUGCAAAAGAAAAUGUUGUUAAACCUGCUGAAAAUAGUAUAUCUGUACGAUUUUCAAAAAAAUUAUUUGAUGGUUCUGAUUUUAAAAAAAGAAAUCCUAGAAAAAGUUUUUCAAAGAAAAAAGCUAGUGAAUUAGAUUGUUCACAAAAUGUAUCUGAUUGUAUAUCUAGCCUUACAUCUAACGAUUCAAAUACUCAAGAAGAUAGUGCAUUUCAUGAUGAUUCUAACUUAUCUACUUUUGUGGUGGAAUCUGAUGUAUCAAUAAAUAAUACAGUUAAAGUUUCUAACACAACUAGUUUCAUAUCACAACCAUUAAGUAUUUUUAAAAAAUCAUCAACUAGCUUUGAGACCAAUCCUAAAAUGUUUACAGUAAAUAGAAAACUAGAUGAAGGUUGGUUAGAAAGAUGUAAUGAAAAUAACUCUAAAAUUACUAAUUUUGACUAUGUUCAACCUGUUGUAAAACAAUUUGAAGAGAUUGAAAGUGAUACAGAUAUUGUUUAUGAAAGUGAUAAUGAAACAAAAGAUAUUCCCCUAUAUUCAUCUCAAAGGAUUAAAGCUCAAGAAGUUAAUGGUGAUGGUGACAAUAAUGUGGUUCAGGAGACUUUAAGGAGUUCAAAAAAAAGGUUUAAUUCUGAUGAUAAUUUAGAAGAAUAUCAGGUAAAAGUUUUAAAAAUCCACAAUCUUGACAGAGUUCAGAUAUCAAUUAAAGAUAGUCGUAAAAAAACAUUAUUAGAAUCAAAGGUUUCUAGUGGAAAAGCUAAUGAAAACUUUGUAAGGUUAGACAUGAAAAGAAAAAUUUAUAGUCGUGGAAAAAAAUCAGUUAAAACAACUACGUAUAAGAAAAAACAAUGGAAAAAUAAAAAGAAAGAAUUAGGUGAAGAUUUUACAGCUACUGAUCGAACAUCUUUAUUUAAAUGCUUUAAAUGUGGUGAUAUUGGACAUUCUUCUAAAAAUUGUCUCAAAAGUGUGUGCUGGGGCUGUUUUAAAAUUAUAUUUUAUAUUUAAAAAUAUAAUUUUUUUAUAGGUAAUGAAUUAAUUCCUUUGGAAGAAAUUGAGGAAGAUAAAAGUCCAUUUCUUACACUUGAAGAAGCUGAAAAAUUAGCUCUUGAAAAAAAAGAAAUGGCUCACAGUAAGAAAUGGGCUAGGGAAUCAAAAAAUCAAAUAUUGGUGAUUUGAAUUAUUUAAUUAAUUAUUAAUUAUUUUAUAUAGUUGUAUAGGUAUAUAACUUUAUUAUUUUAGGAUUGUUCUGUUGAAUAUCCAGUAAUAUUAGAAAAUAAACAUGAAAACGUACCUCCGGUAUAUGAUCUUAUAGAUGAUUCCAUUAUUGGUAUUUACUCAUUACUAUUUAGUAUUUAAAUUUAAAAUGUUUUAUAUUUAUAAUAUUUGAAAUAAUAUUAGACACACCAGAUGAAGUAUAUGAAACCUUAAAUAUAUUUGGUCAUACAAGUUUCCGUCCAGGUCAAGAAAAAGCAAUUAUGAGAAUUCUCUCUGGACUUUCAACUUUAGUCACAUUAUCAACAGGGUCUGGAAAAUCAUUGUGUUAUCAGUUACCAGCGUAUCUAUAUAGUAAAAAAUCAAAAUGUAUUACAUUAGUUGUUUCCCCUCUCAUAUCAUUGAUGGAAGAUCAAGUAAAUUUGAAUUAAAUGUAUUUUAAAUUAAUUAAGAAAAUGUACUUAAUUUAAUUUAAUUUAAGGUUGAUGGAAUAAGUGCAGUUAAUAUAGCAUGUUUACAUAACAAUCAAACUCCAAAAGAACGAGAUAUUAUUGUUGAAAAACUGGUUAACGGAGAGUUAUCAAUACUUCUACUGUCACCUGAAGCUGUUGUCUCUGGAUUUAAUACUGAAUGGUUAUCAAAACUUCCACCCAUUGCAUUUGCAUGUCUAGAUGAAGCACAUUGUGUUUCUCAGUGGUCACACAAUUUUAGGCCAUCAUAUCUAAUGAUUUGUCAAGUAAUAUAUAUACAACAAUUUAUAUUUUUGGAAUCUAUAUAUUAUUUUUAAUUCAGGUUUUGAGAGACAAAUUUGGUGUAAAAACAUUUCUGGGUUUAACAGCAACUGCAACUGUUUCGACUGUUUCAAGUAUUGCUAGUGAAUUGAUGUUAGCGGAUGAUCCUAAUACAAUUAUUAAAGAUACACCUUUACCUGAUAAUCUUAUGUUGAGUGUGUCAAGAGACAAAAAUCGUGAUGAGGCGUUAAUAAAUUUAUUGAAUGGAAAUCGUUUUAAAAAUUGUAGUUCAAUAAUUGUGUAUUGUAUUAGACGAGAAGAAUGUGAACGUAUUGCUUCUUUAAUAAGAACUGCUUUUCAGGUAAUUUAAGGAGCAUAAUGUAUAAUUUAUAAAUAUAUUUUAUUUCUUGAAUUAUUAAUUAUUUAUCUGAAAUAUUAAUUAGUCGAAACAUAUCAAUGGUAAAAGAGGACAGUUAUCAAACAUUUCUGAACCAUAUCAUGCUGGAUUAACUGCAGCAAAAAGAAAACGUACUCAAAAGUAUUUUAUGAACGGUAAUAUAUUAUACAAAUUAUGUAGUAUUGAAAAUAAGUAUUAAUAUUAACCUAUCUUAUUAUUGUUAUUUUAUAGGUCAACUUAAAAUUGUUGUGGCUACUGUUGCUUUUGGUAUGGGAAUAAACAAGUCAAAUAUACAAGGUAUUAUACAUUAUAAUAUGGCAAAAAGUUUAGAGAGUUAUGUACAAGAAAUUGGUCGUGCAGGACGUGAUGGGAAUAUUGCACAUUGCCAUAUGUUUUUGGAAUCUGAGGUAGGAUUAUUAAAUAUGUAUGUUUAUAUUUUAUUAAUUAUUUUGUCAAUUUAGGGAAAUGAUAUUGCUGAAUUAAGUCGUCAUAUAUACUCUAAUUCAGUUGAUCGUGCUUCUAUUCGUAAAUUACUUGAAAGAGUUUUUGUUGAGUGUAAUUGUAAGAACAAUGAAUGCAGUAAACAUGAAGUAGCUUUUGAAAUAGAAGAUACUGUGACUAGUCUUGAUAUGAAACAAGAAAAUAUUCAAACACUUUUAUGCUAUCUUGAGCUAAAUACUAAGAAAUUAGUGAAAAAUUUGCCAUUAUCUUAUACUCAUUGUAAAAUAACAUCUUAUAAAGGACCAUUAUUUUUAAAACAAUUAUCAAAAACUGUAAGUACCAUUAAUAUUUAAUUAAAUUCACCAAAUUAUAAUUUUUUUAUAAUAUUAUAAAAAUUGGAAAAAUAUGUAUAAAUUUAGUGUCCACCACUUGCUGUUGCUUAUGCAUUGAAAGAAAACUCAGGAAAAUCUAUCAGUAAAUCAGAUCAAUUAGAUUUUUCAAUUUUCCAAGUGGCUGCUGCCAUAGGAUGGGACAGUGGCAUUAUUAAAAAAGAAUUGAAAAAUUUGGAAUGGUCAAAUAGUAAGAUUUUUAAUUUUUGUACUUAUAAAAAUGAAAUAAAAAUAUAUUUGAGUAAAAGGUACAUAAAACAAAUAAUAAUUUUAUAAUAUACAAAUAAGCAAAGGUAUAGGAUGAUUUGGCAACAAUUUUCAGCAGGUUAUGGUGUAUCCUGUCAUUAUAGAUGGGUUGGUAGUAACCACAGCUAUAGAUUGCACAAUGGUUUAUCCAUAGACUUAUACAUCUAGACUGAACAUUCACCUGAGGACUGGGAGGUGUGGUCAGUCUAAGCAGAUCAAGAUAGAUAGGCUGGUAUAAAGCCUAGUGUGGGAGAGAGCUAAUUUGCACUACGAGGAUAGCUAUUUAAACACUUUGUUUAUUAUCUCACAUGUUUCUGUCCUCAUAAUGAAACUCCAUCCACUGGAAUGCGUUUUCGUACUGAAUAUACUGUAUAGGUGUAUUACAUAAUAUUGGUGGCUACAUGUAGCUUAGACUAUUGUCGUGUACUAUACUGAAAAUUUAAUAUACACUAGAUAGGGCUAGGCACCCCUAAGUUUUCAACACACUUGUAAAUAAGAACAAUAAUUGUGUCUUUGUUUGGACUCCAUGACAGGACAUCAUUUAAUACUCUAAUCUAUAGCUGUGAUGGUAAUAAUUUGAAUAAAAUAAUUUUUUAAAGUUCAGAGAAAAAAAGUUAAGUCAAUUAGCCAUAACAUUAAUAAUCAAUUAGCGACUAAGAUUAUAGCCAGCUACAUAAUUAUAGGUAUUUUUCUCUGAGCUUUAGAAAAUUUUUAAGUCACAAAUUUCAUGAAAAUGAAAAGUUGAAAUGUCAAAAUUGUCAAAAGGCUAAACUUUAUUAAAUGGCUAUCUUUAAAUUUAUCAAAAAAUCUUUUUAUUUUUUUUUUUAACCAAAAUAUACAAAUUCAAUUGAAAUAUAAAUAUUUUUAGUCCUUAUUUCUGCAAAUAGUACAAAAAAUAAAACAAAACUUGAUUAUCUUUAUUAUCUCAGGAGAUAUUGCAAUGGGUAUAUUUGUGUAGGACACUCGGUAUAGUGAAAUAAUGUUCUAAUGCUUACAUAUUAUCAGAAUCUAUUAAUUUGUAGAUACAUUGUUAAUAAAAAAAUGUUUGAAGUCUAGCUCUUGAGGUCAACCAACCAUGGUGUACUGUACCAGACUAAUAUUCUUAAUAGAUUGAGUGUUUUUCAAAUUUAAUGAAACAUAUUAGCAGAGCAUUCUCCAUUAUAGGUUUUAAACCAAUAUUGAAAGACAUUGAUGAUAAGUUUCAAUUCUUUGAAUGUUGAUAUAAUUGAUAUUAAACAAAAAAAAAGUCAUUUUUAAUUUAUAAAUUUACCAAUUUGACAAAAAUAUAAAAUUGUACAAUAUUUUACUCAAAACAAUGAGACCUCAGAAGUCUAACUUCAACAACAAUAAAUAUUGUUUAUAUAAGUUUUUAUUAUUUUCAUUGUAAUUUUUCUUUUAUUCUAAUAAAUUAUUAGUACCUAUCAUUAUUAAUAUUAAAUUGUUAAGUCUUAGGUAUAAAGGUAAUUUGUUUAAAUUAUUAUUUUACAAUAUUCAGUACAUGCAAUUUUCAGUUUAAAUAAUAAGUAUCGUGGUUUAAAUAAUUUUUAAUUCUAUAUAAAUGGUUUUAUUUAUUUAUUUUUAGGCAAUGGAAAAUUUCAUAAAAGUGGUGUACUUGUGGAAUUUUCUUGCCUUGGCUUUAGAGUAUUAGCACCAGGCAAUAUGGAUGCAGAACUAUUAGAUUCAACCCUUUGCAAUUUAUAUAGUUUAUCACAUCAACAAGAAAUUAAAUCACUUUCUGAGUUACAAAAUUGUUUCAAAACAUUUAUGAGGUAUAGAAGAUACUUAACUGUUGUUUUAAUAUUUUUUUAUCUUAUUGUCUUUAUUGUAUUGUCUAGUGCUUCAACACCUACAUAUACCGAGUGUUGUGAUGAAGUUAAUUUAGACUUGUGUCAACAUUUAAAGAAAUCUGUUAGAGAAUAUUUUACAAUUGAAAAUUUAUCAUUGCUUUUUGAAAAACAAGUAUGUUGUUUAAUUUUUAAUAUUAUGUGUUGUUUAAAAGGGUUUGUAAUAUUAUUUUGCUUUCUUGUAUUUUGUUCAAAUUUUAGGAAGAAGUAGUUUUAAAACAAACAGAUGAAAUUCAAAUUGCUUCUGAUGUCAACCGAUUAUUAAAUAGUUACAUUGAUUGUAAGUUCACUGCUCGUUCUAUAGCUAGAAUAUUUCAUGGUAUUGAAAGUCCUAAUUUCCCAGCAUAUGUUUGGGGACGAUCCCCAUUUUGGCGCAUUAAUAUAAAAAUUGAUUUUAAUAUUAUAUGUAAAAUUGCUCAAAAGCAAAUAAUUUCUAAUCUAAAAUAACUUUUAUUUGAACUAAAACAUUAAAAAAUAUAUUAAUUUUUUAUAAUUUAUAAC
This is a messenger RNA of Cinara cedri, 6344 nucleotides long. NCBI's taxonomy places the organism in Eukaryota, Metazoa, Arthropoda, Insecta, Hemiptera, Aphididae. The record is from the annotation of a GenBank genome assembly.